GAAUAAAGAAGAAUAAGCAUUGCGACAUAUUUUCUGGGUAGGGCCGGCGAAAUUCUUAAAACCUUUUUGCAACUUAAAAGCGAACAACAAAAUGUGAGAAUUAAAUGAAACUUCGUGAGAAUCAUUAAACUCAUUUCUCGCUAAAUUUAAUCGUCGAUAAUUUAAUUCUUUCACCGAACACUUGCACCUUCUCCUAUUCCAAUAUCAUGGAAAACGAUACCUUAAAUUCGGACUCUUUUCAUCAGCCUGUAGCUGUGUUACCACCAAAAAGUGAGCGUCAAGAAGCAUUGGCUUUAAAAAAAGCUUUAGAAUGGGAACUGGGUUUGGAUUCCCGUGAUUUACGGUCGCAUGCCUGGUAUCAUGGGCCUCUGUCACGUCAUCGUGCUGAAGAAAUUGUAUUACGAGAGGGAGAUUUCCUGAUACGAGAUUGUACGUCACAACCAGAUAACUAUGUACUAACUUGCCGUACGAAAACGGCUGUCUUGCAUUUCGUUAUCAAUAAGAUAUUAGUUCAACCAGAGACUGUUUACGAAAGAAUGCAGUAUCAAUUCGAGGAAGAUGCCUUCGACGCUAUACCCGAUCUUAUAACAUUCUACGUGGGUUCUGGUAAACCAAUUUCUUUAGCGUCAGGGGCCCGUAUACAAUACCCAUGUAAUCGCACAUAUCCAUUAUCUUUUUAUGGUCACAAGAUUAUGGACAAUCAACUGCACACACAAAUGUUAGCGGGUUUGCGUGGUCCUAGCCCAAUUAGUUCUCCUCUGUGUAAUAAUGUGGGAUUUCGUUUUGCCGGAAUAAUAGGUUCUCCACUGGAGCAGCAUCAGCAAUCACUGCAAAUAUGCAAUGGCCAAUCGAUGGACAAAUCUGCAAAAAAUUCCAUGUCAUCACCGCCAGCUGGUAAAUUAAAUCCAGCGCCAUGCUUGCCAUCAAAAAAACAACGCUCUCAAAGCUUGACCCCAGCUCAAGCUAUAGCUGCAUCAAACAUUAAGAACGUUGAUAUGGGCAAGAGCGAAGGUGUUUUUAAAAAUCAAGGGAAUACUGACCACGGGGGCGUGGUCAUAGUAAGCGGUUCGCUGACUAACAUUAAUGUCAGCUACGGUAAUGGAUAUCGUGCUGAUUCUCGUCGGUUUAGUCAAUGCGACAGAGGCGAUGCUAUUUGCAGCUCACCCAAUGAAAGUCGAUUACACGUUCAUUUGGAGAAAUUACAUUUACACGGAAAAAUACCCACCAACGGUUUCCAAACGAUAGCCAGAUGUACAGCCACCGGUGAUCUAAUUGAUCAUCAUUCCAAAUUUACCACCCAUUCGUUACCACGUCCGACUUCAAAUGCUUUUCGUAAUAGUCUGAAUCGUAAAACAAGCUUGGGACGUGAUUUCUCUCUGGAUUGCCAAAAUAGUAUGUUUUCCACACUAGAAUUUAAUCAAAUACCAGAACUGCCGGAAAAACCUCCCAGUCCACCACCUAAACCAAAUCGUAACAGCGUUACUGUAGCCAGUUUACCACGACGUGAAAAGGAACAAGCAACAUUGGAACAACAAUACGCUUUACACAGAGCUGGUCUAGUAGGCAUAUAUCAACUUAGUGGUUCAGAUUCGGGUAAUGGAUCCGGAGAUUCUAUGCUUGGAGACAUAAAUGAGUUCAUUGUACAUCGCGGUGUAGUGAUAAAAAAUCCACGCUAUAUGAGCAAUUCUGCUUCAUCAAUAACUUUAAAAAGUUUGACCGAAUUUGAUGCGAUUGCGGCUGAGGAACAAUUAUUUACUUUGGAAAUUCCCGAAUUUAAAGCGGUCUCCAAAUUUGAUGUGGAAAACUUUAGCACACUUCUACUACCAUCUGUAGAAAAUAAACCUUUAGAUGGUGAUGCCCUCAACACUUUUAAAAUUAUGUUACUAGAAACUGGACCGAAAAUGUUAGCAGAGCAUUUAACACGUAUAGAUAUCGGCUUAUUGAUUGAAGAACCUUCCUUUGAUGUAGAAACUGAACAUAACAUUGAUGGUCACAUAUCCAAUUAUUGUGGUUUGGAAAUGUUAACAUUACCGCAAGGUAAAACAUUUCGUAAUGAUUUAAUAGAACGUACCCAGUGCAUAAAACUAGUGGUAGCCGUCACUAUACUAACUUGUCAAACCGAUCAUGAUCGCGCAGAACUACUAAGUAAAUGGAUUCAAAUCGCUGUAGAAACUAAAACAGCUUUGGGUAAUUUGUUUGGUUUUUCAAACAUCAUGUUGGGGGUGUGCAUGCCGCAGAUACAAAAACUGGAUUCUGCCUGGCACUUGCUACGCCAAAAAUAUACAAAUGAUGCUUUUAUGUUUGAAGCAAAAUUACGUCCCACCCUGAUAAGUAUGAACGAAUGCUCCAAUCCACAGGCGCCGAAUACUACUGUGCCCCAUGUCCUUCUAUAUGUGUUAUUAAAAGAUAGAUCUGUUAUGGACAUACUUAAUCUAAGUAACACAAAAGAAAAAUCAUCCCUAUACAAUACGUGUAUUACAUCGUGGGAAAGUAAAGCUGAUGAUUUUGGAAUGUUUAUAAAUUAUCAACACUUAGAUUCAUCUCGGAGUUUUCUUAACAAUUUAAAAUUAUAUCGUAAAAAUUCGAAGAUCAUAUUGGAGGAAUCCUCUUCUAGAAUGGAUGAAUUGUUGAGUGAUGCCUUUCGAACUGAGUUCCAUAUAAAAUUUCUAUGGGGAAGCAAAGGUGCUACUGCUUCUGUCAAUGAUCGCCAUACAAAACUCGAAAAGGUGUUAGCAUUAAUGACUAACAAAUUUUGUAAUACCGCUAAAGAUACUCUCUCAACAGCCCCAACCAUUAGAACAACAAGCUAAAUUUCACAAAAAUAGUUCGGAGUGACUUUGUCUAGACAUUGCAAACGUCAAGUAAGAAGACUUUAAAAGUAAUGCAAUGAUAAUAUAAAAUUAUUAUCCUUCAUCAAUAACUAGCCUACGAUAUUUUUCGCUUAUACACAGAUAUGUACACAACCUGAAUGUAAAAAACUAUAUAUAUGGCUUGAAGGCAAUCUUGAGUAUCUAAAAAAAUUAUUUGAAAAUCAUACGCUUUUCUAAAUUUUUGUAUGUAAAAUUGUAUUGGAAUUUUUGUUCGUCUUCAUGCAAAAUUUUAAAUCGUUAUCCGUUGUCUGCAAGAUGUAGAAGACAAGUUUUUAAAAUUUUAUAUUCAGUUCCGAGAUGAUAUUAAACGAUCUUCAUCCUUGAUUGGCGAUUAAACCAAAACAUGUGUCAAAAGUUGCUGGUUUCUAUUGCUAUUUUUAACCUAUUGAAACUACCAGGGGGGCAAAGGAAUAAACACAUAAUAUAAACAAAUAUCUCAUUAGUAGCAGAUUUGUGUGUGGAUUGACCAUAAUAUUACCGUUUCGACGACUCCGCGGAAGCAUUAAAAGAAGGAAGACGGAAAGCUUUAGUUGAUUAUCUCUCAAGAGCCAGAAAGUACAGUUACUUUUCCGGUUAUAAAUGCCUCUGUAACCGAAUUGCAACGACUUUUCUCCCGAAAUUACACUUAAAGCUCUCUCACUUCCGUGCUUCAACCGAUAUCAGCUAGGGAUAGUAAGUAAAAAUAGCUUGCUGCUUAUUCUGACUGUGCACAAAUCAAGCAUCCCUUAUCUACGAAUAUCACACAAGCAUAUAUAUGCCAUUUUCAAACUUUCUAUAUCAACAUUUGUGAGUGCGAGCAGUCUGACAAGAGACGUCAGUCUCUCCAGAAAUUUUCUGCUGACGUGGAUUUUAUAGGAUAUCUGUAGAAAGUCUCAUAUUUUCAUGACGAGCAUAAAAAAUAAUUUUUUGAAUUCAAAUACACGUUUGAAUAUGGCUUUGGCAAAAUUCUGCGUGUUUUCAAUCUACCAGACGAACUAAAUAAGCCAACAAAUCGCACAAAAAUAUAUCGCAUAAAAACCAAAGGCACACAAACAUGUUUAAUGUUAUAUGCAUAUUCCAUAUAUGAAUUAUCAAUAAUGUUCACAAAAAUAGCCAUUUAUCGAAUACUUCGUUUCUUUCUAACAACUUGCUUCAAAAUGUAUUAAAAGAAACCAACAAAGCUUUGCAUAAGUUGUUACAGUUGUAUAUUAAACGAUAAAAUUAUAAUGUAUCAUGUUUACCUCGCCAUCGUUGCAUGUCGAUUGCGCUGAGAAGAAGAGAACAACAAUAUUAUUAACGCCCACAAUGUUAUUAGACAUUCUAACGAUAGAGAUAACAUUGGGCAGUCCCAGUUGAAAGCAUAUAUAAAUAUGAAUUGAACAGAUAAAAUAAAUACGUGAGAUUUUGCCAAAAAUUACAACUAUUUUCAACCAAAAUGUCGAAUAUUACGUCCGUGUUCCAACGAUUGAAGCUUAAAUAAUCGAUGUAGAACGAGUGCAAGCUCUUGGAAGCUAUUAAAAUUAUAAAUAACUGCAGUUUAAAAAGAUUCGUUAUUGACAUCAUUCGUCGAUUUAUAUUAUAAUUGUUUAACAUAUGAAAUUUUUACUAAUUAUAAAUCGUAUACAUAUCGUUUUAAGAUCUUUAGUUCUUCUUUCUGUUGCUAUUCAAUUUAAAGCGGUAUUAACGCGUAUACAACACAUUAAUACCUAAAAUAUCUUCAAAUUUCUAAAGAAUAACUAAAAAUUUUUAGAAUAUAACUGCCCUAAUUUUGUACACGUGCCGAAAAAUACAACGAUUCUGACUUAACACUAAUUUAGUUUAAAUUUAUCUUGUUUAGUGUCAAUUUUAUUAACUAAUCUUUGUAACACAGCUAGCUAUUUUUUCUCUCCUUCUUUCCAUAUUGGCCCCUUUUUCUUUUUGUGCAAUGGCAAGGGAAUGCGCAAGGCUAUGUUUGAACGGUUUUCUGUUACUGUGUGGGCUUUAUAUAAAUAAAUUUUUAAAAUAACAAAUUUGUAAGAGAACCUACUACACAUUUGCACAUAGUUUAUGCGAAAUCAAAAAAGGGAGAGAGAAAUCUUUAGAUAUCAGACAAUAUAAAAUUAAUCAAAGGUAUUUAAAUAGUAAAAAAUGUUACAAUUUAAUAGCAACGCCGAAGUAUUUGUGAUUAAAUCGGAUUAUUAAAAGCUAAACAACCACAAAAACGGAAAUAUAAGCAAUCUCAAUAAAAUAAAUUAACGAAAACUUA
Molecule: messenger RNA, 5094 nt
Organism: Glossina fuscipes
Lineage: Eukaryota; Metazoa; Arthropoda; Insecta; Diptera; Glossinidae
Product: breast cancer anti-estrogen resistance protein 3 homolog
Exons: 7
Coding region: 207-2810 (867 amino acids)
Biological process (GO): small GTPase-mediated signal transduction; positive regulation of peptidyl-serine phosphorylation
Molecular function (GO): phosphotyrosine residue binding; guanyl-nucleotide exchange factor activity
Source: RefSeq, a predicted model, not a curated record